Jaminaea rosea is the source of this 475-nucleotide messenger RNA. RefSeq lists its product as hypothetical. The transcript has a single exon. The coding region runs from base 50 to 448 and encodes 132 amino acids. The record is from RefSeq and is a predicted model, not a curated record. NCBI's taxonomy places the organism in Eukaryota, Fungi, Basidiomycota, Exobasidiomycetes, Microstromatales.
UCGCUUUGCCUCCAUUCACGAACUUUUCAACAUGGUGAGUAUGCUGACGAUGCACUACUCUUCCCUGCAAGCUUGCUUUGAAAACCCUCUCCUUCGCACGCCGCAGCUAUACACUAAGCUCUUCGUCGCCAUUGGCAUCCUCCUGACGAUCUUGACUGUAGUGCAGGCCAAGGGCGAGCCGACUGGCAGGUUCGUUGGCACUUGUUAUUACGACCGCAAGUGUGGAGCGGACCCCCACUCCAUCGAAGUUGGCCCCAGUGGUGUCACGAAUAUCCUUGUCAGCUGUCACUCGUUUCGAUCGGCCGUGUCUUUUGGCGAGAUCUGCGCUGAACACAACUGCAAGCUCUGCAUCAACGUGACAAAGAGCCAAUGCUACGCUCCGGCACCUGGCGGCGAUUUCUUCACAUACUGCAUUCCGAAAGACAACGCGACCAACAGCAUCGAGUAGAAUUCAUGUGAUGUAGUUGAGAUAGAG